Exophiala bonariae is the source of this 1422-nucleotide messenger RNA. RefSeq lists its product as uncharacterized. The coding region runs from base 1 to 1422 and encodes 473 amino acids. The record is from RefSeq and is a predicted model, not a curated record. The transcript has 4 exons. NCBI's taxonomy places the organism in Eukaryota, Fungi, Ascomycota, Eurotiomycetes, Chaetothyriales, Herpotrichiellaceae.
AUGCAGCUGGAAUUCAUCCAUUCAGACGCGAAGAACAGGAAACUGACCGAUGUGGAUCGUCGUACUAUUCGCAGGAUAUCCAGGAAAGUCGGCGCUGCCGCAAGCAAAGAAAAACUAUUAGACUUGAAAGCCACAACGAAGAAAUCCUCUAAAGCUCAUGUCGCACCGGUUAACGAAUCACUCGAGUUGAUUCGCGAGGACCAAAGAGAUAUCCAGGCACACAAAAAGUAUUUGCGUGAAAAGCUUGCUGGCCCAGGAUCUAUACUGACCGUCGAAAAUGCUUUGCCAAUUGAGCUUUUGACCAUAAUGCAGCCUGACCUCAUCUCGAGACUACUUCAAUUGGCGUCAGUCACAGACGCGCUUUCCAACCCGAAACGAUGGCUCAAUAUAUGUCGCCUGGCUCAACAAUCUGUCGUUCAUGUCCUUCCUCAACGGUAUGGACACAGUGGGUGCCUGGACGAUGCCAUUGCUUGUGUUGGAAGCCGUCUUCACCAGUGCUUCAUAACGGAGGAAAAUAGACUUGCAUGCCAGCGACAGGUCGAGAAAGAUUAUGUACGCGCACUUCGAAGUUUGCAGGCGAAACUCAAUUCUCCCGACAGUGUCAAUUGGGAUGUCUGGUAUGCGACGCUGCUGUUGUGUCUAUUCGAGCUUCUUGAGUACAACGAUAUGCGAAAUUACAUCUGCCAUGCUAGAGGUGCAUUCAAUGUGCUUCAUGCUCUCGGACCCGCCAACAUCGUCUCAGAAGGCGAGAAAGACUUGCUCAUAGCUCAAGCCGAAGUCAUGAUUCUGGAAGCAACAUUUGCGGAUGUAGACUGUUUUCUGAGCACUCCUGAGUGGCAGACAGCUCUUGAAUCGGCGAUAAUCCCAGACCUGUCAACUCAAGAUCGAUCUGAAGCAGUGGUGAGUUUAUGGAAGAUCAAUGCAUUUUGCCCUGGGGUGUUCAGAAGAGUCACCAAUGCAGUGGUUCAUCAAGAUCUCACAGAGAAGAGCGCCAUUGUAAGCGAGCUCCACGGGCUCCUUGACGACUUCACGGAUUGGAGUGUCAAAUGGGAUUGGGUGCUGGCAGGCGACCACCAUCAGAAAGUCACCGACGCCCUUGAACGUGAUACGGCUCUGAAGAGAUCGAAGCUUCUAACAAGAUAUCUGGUAUUCUUGGCAAUGACGAACCGUUUUCUCAUUGCGAUAGACCCAACAUCAGCUUCAUAUGCGGAAAGCGCCGCAGUCACGGCAGCUGAGUGGAUUGUGCAAAUCGCAGACCCACAGACAACCGAUUCUGUCAUGGGAGUGGGGAUGAAACUCGCUUCGCUACUUGGAAAGUCUAUAAUAUCGACCACAGAUGACUGGGCACAACCAGAUUUGCUGCCAACACUUGAACCCGAAAUCUUUACAUCUUGGUGUGGGAUGCUUGGGCGUCCCACUUGA